This is a messenger RNA of Megachile rotundata (alfalfa leafcutting bee), 5560 nucleotides long. RefSeq lists its product as uncharacterized. Gene Ontology annotation, cellular component: nucleus; cytoplasm; transcription regulator complex. Gene Ontology annotation, biological process: negative regulation of BMP signaling pathway. The record is from RefSeq and is a predicted model, not a curated record. Gene Ontology annotation, molecular function: SMAD binding; RNA polymerase II cis-regulatory region sequence-specific DNA binding; DNA-binding transcription factor activity, RNA polymerase II-specific. NCBI's taxonomy places the organism in Eukaryota, Metazoa, Arthropoda, Insecta, Hymenoptera, Megachilidae.
UCUUCCUUUGAAAGAAUAAUAAAACUUUCCCAUUUGUGUUAUCGAAGUCUAAAAUAUAAAACGUAAUGAAAACAGACAAUACAUAUUAAUGUAUUGUCAAUAUUUCAGGGUUUUCAAUACAAUUUAUCGGCAGUAUUGUAUUGAUAACGUCUAUUGCGAAUGAAUUUAUAAAUUUGAAAAUGUUAAAGUAUAAUGAUUUGGGAUCAGUGUUUAUUAACAACAUAUAUGUAUGCAUACUGAUCAUGAAAAUUCUGAAAUAUUGACAAUAUAUAUUGAUCAUCCGUGAUCUGCAUAACACGCAUGGUGUUAUAUCUAUUCCGACCAUAACAGCCAUUAGAGUUUGUAGAACCCGGUGCAAAAGUCGAUAUUGAAAACAUGUAUAAUACAUUAUCGUUAUAUUGUUACGCUCCAUAACGCAUACACAUCAUACCGUCACAAAAUUUGAUAUCUGAAUUAUUAUACACGAUUUAAUUAAUUUUUAUAAAAUUCUGAAGUUUCUACACGUGGUUCCCAGAAUAAGUGCCCCGCCAGCCCCACGCUACAGCGUUACUGAUCCUGACACUGAACGCGAAAUAAACGGAUGCACUUUCAUCCAUGUGGGUGUAGAACAUGUAGACUAUUUUGACGGGGAGAUCACGUGAUUAAAUACUUAGUCGCCCGCCAGUAUUGCUGUCGUCGUCCGACCAUCCGAUACUAUGCCACUAGCUGUAGAUACGCAGACUCAACCGUUCCAUAUCUCUCGGAAGCAAGCGCGGUCUGAACGAGAUCUGUGACGUGCGUAUACAUAUAUACAUGUAUCGCACACUAACUUAACAGAUAUCAGAGUACGAUAGAAACGAAACUGCUAACGUGGUAGAAUACGGAGCGCGGUAGGAGGCCAAGCGUUACGCUGGCUUGGUGGAAGAAGCGGUGUUAACGAGGGGGUAUAUAUAGUGAACUUUGUUUAACGAUGUGAUGCUUGUUAGUAUCGAAACUGUGUAGAGUUUACGAUAACAAUUUGACGUUAGAAAAACAUGAGUGUCCUAGACAUAACAAAACACAUACAUGAAAUUGCACGAAAUUGAAAAUACAAAGUUCUGUAUGGUUACAGAAAACAUACAAUGAUAUGCAGGCCCUCUAAGGCUAAGGGCGCCGUGCUUUCUCCUCGUGUUUACAUACGCGUAUGUGUGUGCAAAAAAAACAGCAAGGUGGAGUAUUUGUACCGCAAAAAAGACAUAUUGAAGGAAAGAAAAGAGGGUGGGAGGGAGGAAAGAAGGGACAGAGAAUACAAGCAGCGAAACGUCUUGCUGUGAGAAACGCGAGUACACGCGCUAGCAUUUAAUUAUAUUAGCAUCACGUAUCGACUACGGAUGACCGCGGUGUGGAUAAUCAGCAUUGAUUCCACGUUGUUCGCAAUCGACAUCGAGCAAUGCCAUAAAAAAAAUGCGCAUUUAUCCGAGUGGUUCUUCGUUUCUCGUUUGGUGCGCGAUCAAUACGUCACUUUAUCGCAAUGUGCUAAGUCGAUCCGUUAUUUUACGAUGUUACUUAUGAUGGUGAUAAUAUUCAUCGAUCGAACGUAUCAUCAAUUUUAUUAUUGUGACAAAUAGUAAAGUCAGUAGAUCCAUCUUUUGUUAUCGUCGUGUUGAACGACGGUAACAACGACAGUGGUGUCAGUGUAGUGACAGUGGCGACGACGGUGGCGGUGAAUGUGACGGCGGCGACAGCGACAGUGGUGGUAUUAUUCAUUUAACGGGAGAUCGUACUCAUCAUCCGAUGAGUUUUCGUUUAUUCUGCGCAUGUUGGCUCUGAUUGGUUCGGAUACAUUUCGUAACUAAGAGCAACGCGCAUGUGUAUUUGCGAUUUUCGUGGCAUUAAAAAUAUCUGUAGCGGUGGCGGUGGCGGUCGAAUGGCGGUCGCGGUGGUGAUCGUGAUAGCGACUAUAUCGACGGUAGUAGCGAUAAUAUCGAAGACAGUGACGAUAGAAACAACGGCAGUGAUAUGCAUCAGCUGAGAGAAUACUUCGUAUUAAAAUAACACGAAAGAUGGAAAAAUAUGCGGAUGAGAUCGAUAAAAGAUAGAAAGGGAAAAAUGAAUCGUGAUUAACCGUCACUUGGGUGUUUACCAAGAAAACUGGUAAAUAAAUCAAGUGUAACGGGUGCAAGAUUGAAAAUUGAAAAAAGCUCCCAAUUAUAGGUUGGUUAACGUUAGUGGUGAUACAUCGUUUCGCUUGUUUCGAACAAAAACGAAAUUAUCAUGUGCAUGGAAGCGACGUUGCGAUGGACAAUAGAUUGCGGAUAAUAGACAAUUGAGCGUAAGGGAAACAGACUUGGAAAACACAUGAACAGGUUAAGUUUGUACUCGUCUCGCGUGCCAAAAAGGAAGCAACAAGAAUACUUGUUAUCUUCGCUUACAGCGUUGUUUUCUGCUUCUGGGUUAAAUGAACAGUACGUUGAAGUGAGUGCACGUGGGUGUUAAUACACCUGUGUUAUUAAUCGUAUAAAAUAGCGUGGUAUGUCACAGGUCGUCUCAGAUAUUUCGUGCAACGGUCAAACCUGCUAUACAUUUGAAUCUUUGCACGCGCGACACGAAUAAUGGAGACGUUAUUGCCCGGUAAUACGAACAAUCAAUCGUAUAGUCCACAACUAAAGACGGUCUUAAAGACAUAUCAACUGUCUGCUGUGAAAAGCUUACAGGGUCCUAGUUCGGCCCUGCUUGGUAUGGACUGCAAGAGUUUAUUACAAGAACAAACAUCUUGUUAUUCUCCUUCGACUCGAUCAAACAACUGUGUUCUUGAUUCAGCAACGGAGCAGGCCAAAGAUAUUGAAAAGAAUAACAAUCCAUCUGUAACACCUGUUAUCCCCUGUAAAGUUCGUAGAACUGAUCAGCCACUUGAAGAUUCUGAUGAGGAUCCCCAACUGGAACGAUCAAAAAAUAUUUGUGAAAAAAGAGAAUUGGAAUUUCAGAUACCUAUCUUAACUGCACCUGACCAAAGUUGUUCUGAAAGAUGUGAGACAAUUUUGGAAGGUGAAAGAAUCUCCUGUUUUGUUGUUGGAGGUGAAAGAAGGUUAUGUUUACCACAGAUCUUAAAUACAGUUUUGCAAGAAUUUUCUCUUCAACAAAUUAACCAGGUCUGUGACGAGCUGCAGAUUUAUUGUUCACGAUGUACGCGAGAUCAGUUAGAAGAACUGAAGCAUUCGGGAAUCUUACCACGUAACGCUCCUUCCUGUGGCCUUAUCACUCAAACAGAUGCCGAAAGGCUUGUCAGUGCUUUACUUUUACGGACAGAAUCGUGUGAUCCUCCUCGAAUCAGUCAGAAUCAAGAUAAUGAGAAAAAGAUGUUGAGUAUAAACGAUAGCGAUGAAGAAUCUAUUGUCAAAUUUAAAGUGUACCAUGAGUGUUUUGGGAAAUGUAAAGGCAUUUUUGAUGCAAGUUUGUUUGAGUCUGAUAAUUCAGUGUGUGUAGAGUGUAUUGAAUGUGGUUGCCAAUUUUCACCACAACGUUUUGUGAGACAUGCUCAUAGAUCUCUUGAAAAUCGUACUUGCCAUUGGGGCUUUGAUUCUGCAAACUGGCGAUCAUACUUGUUACUUUCACGAGAUCAAGAACAUUAUAACAAGUCACUUACUUUGUUUCGAGAACUGAAGGAAAAACAUCUUACAUUGAGUUCUAAAAGGAAAUCAGAGUUGCGGCAUGAUUCAGAAAAAUUAUCUAAGCGAAUAAGAAAAGAUGUUGGAAGAGAUGACUGUCCUGGAAUUUAUAAUGGAAAUGGCUUAGGCAUGUAUCAUCCUGUAUCUCAAGUAGCUAAUGCGACUGAUCCAUAUCUGCAAAUGCAAUGGGCAGUUUUCGAAUUAGCAGCUAGAGGAGCAUCAGCUUUUAGACCUUGGAAUACUACGAAUCCUUGCAAGCAUAAAGAUAGUGUAUCAUUUUCUGUGAAUAGUUCAUCGUUGGUGCCUGCGUACCUUAGUAGAGGUCCACCUAUAUUGCAACACCCAGAACGUGUGGUUCCUCUUUCCGAGUGUAAACGUUUUGAACCACACUUCCAACCAAAUGUAGCCUUAGCACCUAUACCUGCACCAUCAGUGCCUGUAGUACUUCCACCAUCUGCUCAUCAUCAACGGCGACACCAUCACGAACAUAAACGUUACAAUCAUCACUUAUCAAAUCCCAAUGAAAAAAAAGAGGUUUCGUCAGAUAGUGUCAAACUUGAAAAAUCUCCUAGUUCUGGAUCUGGUAUUGGCACUUAUUCUGCGUUCCCUACGUACACACAUGAAGGUGAUAAGAAAGAACUGCCUCAAAAAAGUAAACAGGAUAUUGGAGAGGAAGAAGAAAGUAGUGCUGCAGUGACAUCUUCCACAAUAAAUGUUGAACCACCUUUAGCUGAAAUUGGAACUUCUUCUUUGGAAAGUGAUUCUGAUUCAGAAGGAACAGCAGCAAUGGAUUUGGAAGAAAGAUUAUUAGCUUUGGAGGUACCACAAGAUGUUCUAGAAUUGGCACGACGUAUAGUUUCAGAGAAUGUACAAUUACGACGUCAUCGACGUUCAGAUGCACGUGAAAUAUCUCGAUUGCGUAAUCAAUUGCAAAUACAGCAAAUACAAUCAUCUAAUGGUGAUGAUAAAAAGGAAGAACCGGCAAAUGCAAGCGUAGCAGAUAGUACAGAAGGUAGCGAAGAAACAGAAGCUAUAGUACCAUCAAGUAAUAAAGAGUCUGAAUCUAUUGUUCUAGCAGUUAGUAAAGAGUAAAAUCAAUGACUAGAAUUUUUUUUAAUUAUUUAAUACAAAACUGCUCAGCAAUUUUUGCAACGCUCAUCUUUUGGCUAGAUAAGCGUGCAUUAAAUUUAGUACUAGUUAUGGUAAUGAUAAAUUCUAAAUGAAUAAAAACUGUUUAGGUUAUGUGAUAUAUAGAGAGCCUUUAACGUUGUAACGAUUGAUUUGAAAAUUUUAAUUGUAAUCGUAUUUCAUUGUGUCGAUUUUAAUUAAAAUCAAAUGUAGAUAUUGUAAUAUAUGAAAAAAGCAAACUAAGUUAACCAAAAUUUAUCACAUCAUUUAAUGAUUAUAUUUAAUGGUCAUUGCAUAAAUUUCUCGUGCAUAUUAAAUAUGCAUAUGUCACAAAGAUUUUUAUGAUCGUUUGUUUAAUUGUAAAAUUAAACAAAGAUCGGGAAAUAAGAGAUUAAAAUUGCUUUUCAUUUACUUUCUUUUUAUAGUCAUGAUUGCAUAAUGUAAAUAUGUCAAGUAUCAUAGAUGUAUGAUCAUAUUAAUAAUAUUGUCAUGCAAAAUAUUGCUAAAGUACAAAAAACCUUUAGGUGCUAUAUUGUUAUAUUAGAAAUGUUUUAAGCAUAAAUCUAGGUGUAUUUCAACAGUUCGUACUACCAUAAUGUCAAGAUCUUGAUUACAUUUUAGUUAUUAUCUUUAUGGCGCUGAAUGAAAGUGAAAUAUUAUUUUUCACUGGCAAACUCAAUUUGAAUGAUUAUUUAUAAAUAAAGUAAGUUAAUUAUUUAAAUGUUUGAAUAUUGUAAAAUUAUUAUUAUUCAAGUGAUAUUAGUGUAAACCAUGAAAAUUUAACUUAUAUAAACAAUUGAUAAUUUUUU